Messenger RNA from Plodia interpunctella (Indianmeal moth), 2194 nucleotides. RefSeq lists its product as uncharacterized. Gene Ontology annotation, cellular component: clathrin vesicle coat; membrane. Gene Ontology annotation, biological process: endocytosis. The coding region runs from base 165 to 890 and encodes 241 amino acids. The record is from RefSeq and is a predicted model, not a curated record. The transcript has 5 exons. NCBI's taxonomy places the organism in Eukaryota, Metazoa, Arthropoda, Insecta, Lepidoptera, Pyralidae.
CCCGGUUCUGUCACCUCGUGUCACCCACUUAGCUAGCUAGCUAGUCUGUCAGGUCAGGGACUGCCUAGCUUUGUUUGUAAUUUGUAUUGCAUCAAAUUAUGUGAAAAGAUAGAACUUAACCUUAAUAUUUUUGUAAUCAUAACUAUUGGAUAAUUUGUACUAUUAUGGAGACAUACGAGAGUGUUCUUCUUGUUAAGAAUGAAGUGUUUGUAUUUAAAAUACCUCCCAAAACAUCGAAUAGAGGAUACAGGGCAGCAGACUGGAACUUACAAGAGCCUCAAUGGACGGGUCGCAUGAGACUUGUUGCCAAAGGAGAGGAGUUAAUAAUGAAACUGGAGGACAAGACUUCUGGGGAGCUUUUUGCCAAAUGCCCCAUUGAUAAAUACCCUGGAGUAGCACUCGAGUCGGUGACAGAUAGUUCACGUUAUUUUGUGGUCAGGAUUCAAGAUGAUAAUGGGAGGAGUGCUUAUAUUGGCUUAGGAUUUGGGGACCGAUCCGAUUCUUUUGAUCUCAAUGUGGCUUUGCAAGAUCAUUUCAAGUGGCUGAGAAAAGAACAGGAAAAUGAACACACUCCACAACAACAGUUAGAUCUUGGAUUUAAGGAGGGGGAAACCAUAAAAAUCAACAUGAAAAUAACAAAAAAAGAUGGUAAUGAAGGUGGUAAACCACGUCGCGGCGUAGGAGCCGGCGCUGGCGGAGGAGGCCUGCUGCCGCCGCCACCGGGAGGCUCCCGACUGCCGCCCCCGCCGUCUCCGCAGCACGCACCGUCUCCCUCCACUGCGGUUGCACCAGGAGCAGCCAGCUCGGAGUGGGGAGAUUACAAUUCUGCCAACGCUCCAAGCCAGCCGCCUAUAACCCCAGCCAGCCAGCAAAAUUGGGUCCAGUUCUGAAUUUUAAGAUAAAACGUGAUUUGGUAUCUGUUAAGGUUCACACAGCAUGCAGGCGACAUCGCACGAUAUCUAUUGCAUUAAUUUGUAUACAAACCAACAUUAAACGCUUCAGUGAAUGGUAUACUAUUUGCGCUUUAUUUGGAUAAUCUAUAUCCGCUUUUAUUUCCAUUAAACAUAUAUUUCAUGAAUAAAAAAAAUACAACGAAAAUUUUGGAAACAAUCAAUACGAUAAAUUCCUUUCCGUCAGUUGGUUAUAUGCUUAAGAUUUUAUGUACAUAUAAUAUAUUCGGGGUGCUUUAGAAGUCAUUUAGAAAAAUAAGACUGCAAAAAAGUAUUUGUCAAGGUACGAAUACGUCAUCUGUCGACAAAAAAAAAUAUUGCGAAUGUAUAAGAGGAAAUAACUACUAAGUUAUUUAUGGAAAUAAAUAAUAGCUAAUGCCUUUGCAGUAAAACACGCGAUGUCGCUUGCAUGCUUCAUUAUUUCUAUAUGGCAGCAGUGUGGAGUCUAGCACAAUACUUACAUAAUGUAUACUUAAAGAUUUAGGUCAUUUAGGAGCAUAUCAUUGCUUGCGUAUUCAUAAGUUGUUCUCAAGUUCAUUAGUAUGUAGCAUAAUAAUUGAGAUAUAUUUAUGGGUACCAAAUCACAACUUAAAUAAGAAUUUAUUCAUGCAAUAAUAUAUAUUGUGAAUGUAGUUGUGGCUACCACAACAUUACCACCACCAUUACCAUACCGAACCGUUACCUUCACCAUAUAACCAAAACCAAGGAGCCGUGCGGUUCCCCAGGCGCGACACCUAACCCGCUCCCGCUACAGUGGUACACUAUCCCACUGUAGCGGGAGCUAGGUGAUUAUGCUCGACCGCCACAAAGGGAAAAUCUUCCCGCCAGGCUAGGUGUUGCGCCUGGGGAACCGCACGGCUCCUUGGUUUUGGUUAUAUGGUGAAGGUAACGGUUCGGUAUGGUAAUGGUGGUGGUAAUGUUGUGGUAGCCACAUAGUAUAUAACUUGUCUGUAUAUGUUGUAACACUACUUGUAUAAUUAUAUUAUUACUAUACUUACUUAUUACCAUAGAUAGAGGGUAGAAUAUUUUCGGCUCUACUAUAUCAUAUUGUUGUUAAUGUAUGUUGUUGAAAGCAUGUCAUAGACAAACAGUUUCUAUGUAAAUAUGUUAUAUCUCUAAAAAUGAAUGUUUUAGGAGUUUAAAAUAUUAACUAUGUACAAAUAGUGACACUGUUUUGCUUAUAUCCGAACGAUCUGUAUUUUGGCAUUUUUGGCAGUGUUCUAAAAAUAAAGGCAUGAACUUAA